AUGCACGAAGGUGGACAGUUAACGGAGGCUGUUCGACGCCGUCCUUGCACUGUUGUACUUUUUCAUGAAACCGAAAAAGCUCAUCCAGACGUGUUCAAUAUGAUGCUUCAAAUUCUUGAAGAUGGAAGGUUAACUGACGGUAAAGAAUUCGAUAGUCUUCAAGUUGAAGUUUAUGGGAUAGCGUACGAGAAUGAGGAACUUCGAGAACAAUUAGAGGAAGAACAUGAAUCUCUAGCACUAUCAAGAGUGAAAAUCAGUUUGAUGAGUUUCGAGAUUGAAAAAUGUCGAAACCUUGGCUCCAUACUUGCUUUAAGAGAGAGAGAACUAAUGGAAACUGCUUUGAGCUCCAUACUUGCUUUGAGCUCUGCAUAUAAGCAGUCCCAGGAAACUAUGGAGGAAUGA
Molecule: messenger RNA, 402 nt
Organism: Fraxinus pennsylvanica
Lineage: Eukaryota; Viridiplantae; Streptophyta; Magnoliopsida; Lamiales; Oleaceae
Source: the annotation of a GenBank genome assembly